Emys orbicularis (European pond turtle) is the source of this 702-nucleotide messenger RNA. It is a transcript of the gene TK1, whose product is annotated as thymidine kinase 1. The record is from RefSeq and is a predicted model, not a curated record. Lineage: Eukaryota; Metazoa; Chordata; Testudines; Emydidae. The transcript has 7 exons. Gene Ontology annotation, biological process: thymidine metabolic process. Bases 1 to 702 code for a protein of 233 amino acids. Gene Ontology annotation, molecular function: thymidine kinase activity; ATP binding.
AUGAGCUGCCUCAACGUGCCCGGGGUGCAGCCCGGCUCGCCUGCCAAGGCGCGCGGCCAGAUCCAGGUGAUUUUCGGGCCCAUGUUCUCCGGGAAAAGCACAGAACUCAUGCGCCGGGUCCGCAGAUUCCAGAUUGCCCAGUACAAAUGCCUUGUGAUCAAGUACGCCAAGGACACUCGUUACUGCGCCAAUGGGGUCUCCACGCAUGACAGGAAUACCAUGGAGGCUCUUUCAGCCUGUUAUCUCAAAGACGUGCACCAGGAGGCGCUUGGUUCAGCUGUGAUUGGCAUUGAUGAAGGCCAGUUUUUCCCAGACAUUGUGGAGUUCUGCGAGGCAAUGGCCAAUGCAGGGAAGACUGUAAUCGUUGCUGCCCUCGAUGGGACCUUCCAGAGGAAGGCAUUUGGGAGCAUCCUGAACCUGGUCCCCUUGGCAGAGAGUGUAGUGAAGCUGAAUGCUGUAUGCAUGGAGUGUUACCGGGAGGCUUCAUACACUAAGAGGCUGGGCUCUGAGAGGGAGGUUGAAGUCAUUGGAGGGUCAGACAAGUAUCACUCUGUCUGCCGUGUCUGCUACUUCAGGAAGCGACCUCAGCAGGCUGGGCCAGAAAACAAAGAGAACCUGCCUGUGGGGGCCAAACAGGUGGAUGUCCUAGCCUCCCGAAAGGUCCUGGCUUCGCGACAAAUGCCGUGGAGCACAUCAAACUGA